Manis javanica (Malayan pangolin) is the source of this 2659-nucleotide messenger RNA. NCBI's taxonomy places the organism in Eukaryota, Metazoa, Chordata, Mammalia, Pholidota, Manidae. The record is from RefSeq and is a predicted model, not a curated record.
UCUGGUCCUCUAUCCCAGACUAGGAUCUGUGGAGUGUGUUUCCGUGGACCCCAGAAUGAUUUAGGCUCUCUUAGCUCAUCUAAAAUUCAAAAGCUGGAAUGAAAUGUGUUGCAGAAGCAACAAGAAUAUUUGUGGGGUUUACCUGCUGUGGUCCAAAGAUCUCAGGUGAAAUUUUGUCCUCUGGGCUCCUUUCCCAACUGCAAGGCCUCCCAGACCCAUGCUUCAGUCUCUAUCCUUCCUUGAGCAUUUCCUCUUAGUGAUGAGAUUUGGAACAAACUAGAACAGCACCUUCAAAAGAGGCUCAUUCAACACCAGUGGGGCCUGCCCCAUAGGGUUCUAGAAUCUCUCUCACUGAUGAUGCCACCGAGUGAUUCUUCAGAGAUAUCUGGGUCAAAGAGAAAUCAUGAACUCUCACGGAGAUUUGAGCUUAAUGAUAAGAGUAGCAAGAAUCUUAAUGUUGGAUUAAGCCAACCUGGUAGCUUCCAAAAGUGGGCCUCAGAAAUACUUCAGCUAGAGAAGGAUGUGGGGAAGGGCAGGGACAGAGCCCAGAGAGUGGUUGAAAAGAUCUUCUGUUGUGUGAUUCAGAGGGCUCUUCAUAUGAGGACCUGGGAUAUGACUCUGAGAAAAAAACGAGUGGGGACAGGAACUUCAGCCCCUGUACUGCAGCAGCCUCUCCCUGCUACCUCACUUGUGGCUAAUGAAGGACAAGGGAAACUGAGACAGUCACUCCCUGAUAUUAACCAUGAGAUUGCCAAGGAUAUUCAGGGAAUUAAGGAGGCCAGACAGACUCUUGGGCCUGUCAUACACAGCAUCAAAGGCCAAGCUACUCAGAGUCAGACUCUACCAGCCAACAGGAGCCUCUCAGAGCUGCCCCCAAAGCAAGCUGGGCCUCUAUAUGAGCGAGAGUAUAAGACUGUGAGGGGUAAUAAUAAAGUAGAGAUGCAACAGGGCAAGAAGACAAAGAAGAUUUUAAAACCUGUGUCUGAGCUCAGCAUGUCCAGGAAUAUAUUUAGGGUUGCAGAGGUGGAUACUCUUCAAGGACAAAUUAGUGACAUCUUGACUACCAGCAAGCCAGAAAGCUCCCAAAUGAAAAAUGUAAUGGUUCGUGACAACUGAACACCCCCACCAAAUAUUUCAGGUCCCCAAGAUCUUAAAUCAACAGACCUGAGAUGACAACUCAACAGUUGUGUUAAUGGUAAAACUGGACAGUGAGAACAUGCCCAGGCCAAAGGUCAACCCACUGACAUGUCGCUUGCCUCAGAUAGUUUGACAUCUAAGGCCUCACUGACUCAUGCUCAGGUUAUUUCCAGUGGGGACAUGGGAUUUUUCCAGGUGCUACAUGUCCAUGUGGAGGGCAGAGGAAAUAGCAUGAAGCAUCAGCAAGAGCCUUGUGUCCCUAAGCAUAUCUUAAGGAAGUGCCAGGGUGAGAAUUUCCCUCCAGGUGCAAAGAAAGCAAGUCCUCCAGGCUCUAAAGCUAAAGGGCAUGGAGGAGGGAAUGCAGGGUUGGGAACAUCCCAAUCAGGAAAGAAGAGUUCCCCAGCAAAGGUGAUACUUGGGAGCAAGUCUUCGCACACACUGUCCCAGAAGGUUCAGCCUGCCAAAAGCCGUUUCAGCCAAAAAAUGAAACACUUUUCUAAAUGGAUUUGUCAUGGCAAAGAAAAUACCCAGGAAAAGAGCAGCUGCAUAUCAUCAGUGCAGAGCCGAGGUGUAGUUCAAAGUAGAGAUGCCUUUAGUGGAAUGACUGAAGCUCAGAAAAUCAUGACACUGGAAAGUUCUUAGAGAACAAAAUGGGGCAUCAGCAAGCAAUAGGUAGCACCCACCCUGAAAAGCCCCAUCAGCCCCAAGUGAAAUUUGGGAAAACUCAGCAGAAGGCAGAAAGGCAGAUCCCACUAGGGGGCAAUCUUUCAACCACAAGGCUCCCUCCUGUAAACUGGCAAAUAACCAAUGUGGCCACUAAGAAGCUAUCUCUGCUGACCACAGUUACCCUACAAGUAUUUUACAGAUCAGAGAGCAAGACAUGUACCUAGCUCUUGGUUCAGAAGCAUCCCUCAUCCAUGCCUCACAAGGAUCCUGUGCCCCAUGCAUGCCCCACCAGCAGGCAUCAAGCCUGCCACAGGGGCCUCCAGCUGCUCUCACCACUGCUGAAAACACUGCAUGCAGAGAUCUGUCUCUACAGUUUAGACAGAAGACAAUUCUCCAGAUUUUCCAGAAAUGAGAAUUUCCUUCCCCCAAAUAAUUCUUUCCUUGUGGAUAAUAUUGAUUCUCCCCAAUAAAUGUUUUUCUAAUAAUAGUGAAUUCCACAUUCUGUGUUGGCAUGGUUUUGGGUUACUCUGGACCUGUACUUAGGGAAAGGAAGGAGUUCAGCCUCAGUGAUUGCUUCCUUUGGCUUCUAAAAGGUGACAUGACCCCUGUUGCUCUUGUUGAGAAAUAGACCCCAUGUGUUCCCAAUAGCCCAUUUCCUCCCUGAUGAACUUUGAAGAGAUGAGUUAUGUCUCCCGUCUCUUAGCUUAGCCUAAAUGAAAAUACAUGGCAGUCCACAGCUUCCCCUCAUUGAAUGUCUUAUAUCCCUUAGAGAGCUAGGGAGUGUCCCGACCUGCAGGACUAUCAAUGCGGGUCUACGACCUGGAGGAGAGAAUUGAAGAAAAAAAAAAAGAAUGGG